Kluyveromyces marxianus DMKU3-1042 is the source of this 1458-nucleotide messenger RNA. RefSeq names its product mitofusin complex protein UGO1 (gene UGO1). Lineage: Eukaryota; Fungi; Ascomycota; Saccharomycetes; Saccharomycetales; Saccharomycetaceae. The transcript has a single exon. The record is from RefSeq and is a predicted model, not a curated record. Bases 1 to 1458 code for a protein of 485 amino acids.
AUGGACGAAAUUAAGGACUCUUCUGCUCUGCGUCCUUAUUAUGACCCAGAAACUUUCAACGUCGGGUAUUCUGCUGUUUUUCGGCCUGAUAAGGGUGUUAUUGAUCAAGACGGGCUGAAUAUCGCAUCGAAGCUAUCUAUAGCUAACCAGUCCCCUGCUGGAAGUCUCAAAUCACUAAAUGAAAGAUUUUCAGGCGGUGGUGGUCUACGGGAAUUAACUACUGGGGUUAAGAAGAAGCUUCUUGAUAGUGUUACUAGCACUAGACAAGGAAUUGGUGCAAAAUCCCUUAACGAUCUAGAAUGGAACGAUUUACUAAACGUUAACAUCUGGAAGCAGCUCUUAGAGAAGCUAAUGAGGCAGCUCUCGUCUAAAUAUUUCCACCACCUCGUUCGUCAGCCUUUUAAAGUAGCCAAUUUAUUGCUACAAGUAGGAGAUUUUGACUACGUUACAGGCGAUGCUAAGAGUGGAGGAUUAAGUGAACCUUAUAAUGACAGUGAUGAAUGUGAUGACAGUCAAAUCGAUGGUGAUGGUGAUGACGAUGAUGAUGAAAAUGAUGAAACAGAACCAAACUUCUUUGUUACGGAAUCUGAAGCUAGACUAAUAGACAGAAAGGUAAAGAAACGGAAAUCUGACGUUGCGGAGAACAAUGCUCUGAUAAGGCCGGAUAGUAUUCGUACCAUUGAUAUUUUGAACAGUGUUAUGGAUAAAGAGGGGAUACAGGGAGUAUGGAGAGCUAAUAAUACAGAAUUUAUUUACAAUUUCCUAUCUAUAUCGUUAGAUGCGUGGUUUACUGGCUUAUUAUCGCCGCUGUUGCAGAUACCUGAUCCAUAUUUCAUUGAUAUCAUACAUUCGCCUGACGUGACCAAAACUGCGAGCUUGAUACUUUUGGCCAGUUGUAUGACGAGUUUGGUGUUGUUGCCAUUGGAUCUAAUUCGUGUCAGGUUAAUGAUAACGCGCGUGAACAGCGCGGACGAAGAGAGAUCGCUAAGGAAGUUGUUGAAAAAAUGGUCAUGGAGAGACAACUUCUCCAAACUAAACAAGGAACUAAUCUUUUUGAACGUGAUACACUCUUUGAUUGGCACUGGGUUCACCAAGCUUACCGGUGCGGUUCUGUAUCAAGAGUUCGGUAUUGAUAAGUAUACGAAUGCGGUACUGUAUAACACGAUGAAGUUCUGCAGCAAAGUGGUUGGGUUUUUCGUGAAGUUGCCUAUCGAAAACCUAUUGAGAAGAUGUCAAGUGAAGUUCUUGUUGAGCGGAAGCGCAUUGAAAGUGGAACGGAAGUCCUUGAUCGUGAAGCCAAGGGAAUAUAGAUCAAUAUACCACACGGUGUUCCAUGAACGCGACCGGAUCGGUGAGUUGUGGCGUGGAUGGAGACUUGGUAUGAUGAGCAUAUUAUGCGGAUACGGUUUGAAGAUCUUGAACAAGCCCUCUGAAGCCCUUGAAGAGGAGAAGUUCUGA